Molecule: messenger RNA, 1031 nt
Organism: Erpetoichthys calabaricus (reedfish)
Lineage: Eukaryota; Metazoa; Chordata; Cladistia; Polypteriformes; Polypteridae
Gene: dcakd
Product: dephospho-CoA kinase domain containing
Exons: 5
Coding region: 141-830 (229 amino acids)
Biological process (GO): coenzyme A biosynthetic process
Molecular function (GO): ATP binding; dephospho-CoA kinase activity
Source: RefSeq, a predicted model, not a curated record
GAGUCGAGCCUCCGCACCAGCCAGCCGUCGAAGUCGCCGGGCGCGGCCAUCUUGGCUCUGCGGGGUCCUCGGAGGCGGCGCGUGCCGGUGGCGGCUGUCUGCGGCGAGCGCCUGUCUGCAGAGAAGAGCGCGGCGGCACCAUGUUCCUGGUGGGGCUGACUGGGGGCAUCGGCUCCGGGAAGAGCACUGUGUCAGCCAUGCUGCGCCAGCUGGGAUGCCCAAUUAUUGAUGCAGACCUCAUUGCCAGGGAAGUGGUCCUGCCCGGCAGAGCUGCCCACACCCUCAUUGUGCAGCACUUUGGCACCGAAUUCCUUCUGCCCACUGGUGAGAUCAACCGGGAGAUGCUGGGUAGCCUGAUCUUCUCAAACCCAGAAAAGUGCCGCCUGCUCAACUCCAUCACCCAUCCUGAGAUCCGGAAGGCCAUGCUGUGGCAGAUCUUCAAGUACUUCCUCCUGGGCCACCGCUACAUCAUCCUGGAUGUGCCCCUGCUCUUUGAGACCCGGGGGCUGACGCGUUUCCUCAAGCACAUCGUGGUGGUCUACAGCGACCCGGACACGCAGCUCUCACGACUCAUGAAGAGGGAUGGCAUCACACGGGCACAGGCUGAGCAGCGCAUUGCUGCCCAGCUGCCACUCAAGGACAAGCGACGCCUGGCAGACCACGUGAUUGAGAACUCAGGCGGGCGUGAUGACACCCAGCGGCAGGUCCUGCGUCUACAUGCCCAGCUCGAGCGCUCCUGGGACUUCCUGGCACUGCGGGCAGUGGUCCUGGCCGUGGUCACGGGGCUGGGUGGGCUACUCGUGCUCCUUGUGAAGCAGAUGGCACGCUGAGGCAUGCAUCCUCUUUGGACAGUCGAAGGCCUGAUGCCUGGCAGGGUGAGGGUACAGUGCCCACUCUGUUUGAGUCUCUGCCAGUGUUUUGAACUGGCACACUGCCGGGCAUCUGGAGGCCUCGUAUGAUUUUUAACUGGCGUCGCGCUCUUUUUAUCAGUUUUUAAACCGAGUGACGUUAAUAAAGUGCAGCACUCUGGG